Messenger RNA from Tuber aestivum (summer truffle), 1057 nucleotides. Lineage: Eukaryota; Fungi; Ascomycota; Pezizomycetes; Pezizales; Tuberaceae. The record is from the annotation of a GenBank genome assembly.
AUGUCGAACGACAAGUUCAAAUAUCGUGUUGAAAUCCAGCAAGUACUGUGCCCCCUCCACUCUGGUGCGCUGUACGUGGUAUUUUUCAAGGCUAACGGGCGUAGAUGAUGUUCGUUUCGGGUGAAACCGGCGAACCGUCUGCAGAAACCACAGGAAUCAUCGAGGAGAUUGUGCGGGGUCAGGUUAUCGAGAUGGUAUCAUUUUUAAAGUCUACAUUGCGGCUCGGGACCCUGACUUGCUACAGCUGCAACAAUGCACUAAUCUUGCGUCACGUCGCGGGUCCCGCUCCAUUUCGACCGACGACCUCAUCUUCCUCAUACGUCACGACAAAGCAAAGGUCUCUCGCCUGCGAACUUAUUUAUCCUGGAAAGAUGUUAGGAAAACCGCUAAAGAUAACGAUCCAUCUGGGGGAGCUGGCGCCCCGGAUCCCGCCGACCUUCUCGACGACGCGGCUGCAGGUAUUGCGGGUGGGGCCGGGCCGGUUCAGAUGAGGCAGAAGAAGGCAAAGAUCGGACUUCCAUGGGAGGUGGCUAGUUUUUUCUCGGAGCAAGUCCCUGAACGCGAGGAAGAUGAAGACGAAGACGAGGUAGAAGCCAACGCGGCCACACUGCAGCGCCUCAAGAAUGCAGAUGAACGGACGAGAGGUAUGACUAGGGAUGAAUACGUGCAUUGGUCCGAAUGCCGCCAGGCUUCCUUCACAUUUCGCAAAGGGAAGAGAUUUCGGGAGUGGGCUGGGUUUGGAACUGUCACAGAUGCGAAACCCAACGAUGAUAUUGUCGACAUUCUGGGCUUCCUGACCUUCGAGAUUGUGCAGACCCUUACAGAGGAAGCUUUGAAGGUAAAGGAAUUAGAGGACCAUGUUUUAAUGGAGAGCCGAGAGAAGAGCAAAAAGAGGAAGCGGGAAAAGUUCUUGUUUCAUGCUGAGGAGGGAAGGACGCCUAUUGAACCACGGCAUGUUGAAGAGGCUUUCCGGAGAUUACAAGUCCCAAAGCCCAAAUCCCGGGCCAUGAGGAACUUCUCGGGCGGAGUAGUCAAGUCAAAAUUGACUUUGGUAUAG